UGUUUUAGCAUUUCAUGCCGCCUUGUGUGCCUGUUAUUAAUUUCAAAUAAAUAAGAAUAAAUGAGUGAUAAUAUGUUGCCAGCGUUGCCUUUUCCUGUGCAUCCCAAGCUGCAUGACCAACAGGCGUUUGCGGCCAAAGAAGACGAAGAAGAAGAACGACGUCAUAUACAAAAAGUGCAAAAUGCUUUUCAAUACUAUAGACGCUAUGCUUAUCUAAGAGUAAACAAGACUGAGAAUUACCUAAAUAGUUUAUCUAACGACGAUCAGCGUUUGCUUUCCAAGUAUCGCACACAUUUAAAUAAUGUACGCAAAUGCAUUGACUCCAAUCAGUCGGUUAUAUGCGAAAUUCUACGCGAUCGUGUGCUAUAUCCCACAGGCGAUAAUGAGUUGGAGCAGCUGGAUGAGGCGCCUGAAAAUGUGCGACAUGGUGAUAUGGAUCAAGCUCAGUCCACAUUGAAAUUGAUAGCACGUGAUUGGAGCGCCGAAUGUGCGCUGGAGCGUGAACAAUCGUAUAAGCCUAUUAUCGAAGCAAUUGAGGAUUACUACAAGCCAGAGGACUUCGAUAUAAAUGAGAUUAAGAUUUUAGUGCCUGGCGCGGGAUUGGGUAGACUUACCUACGAGCUCGCCUGUCGUGGCUAUGCCUGUGAGGGCAAUGAGUUCUCCUACUUCAUGCUAAUUGCCUCGAACUUUGUGCUUAAUCUUUGUGACUAUGAGAAUAAGCAUGUACUCUAUCCGUGGGUGCAUCAGUAUGUUAACAAUAUGCGACGCGUUGAUCAAGUGGCUGCUGUGCAUUUUCCCGAUGUUUGCCCUGUACUGAAUCCACCUAAGGGUAAUAUAGAAAUGGCUGCAGGUGAUUUUCUGGAGGUAUAUAAGACGCCCAAUGCCUACAACUGUGUGGCCACUUGUUUUUUUAUUGACUGCGCCAAUAAUGUGAUUGACUUUGUGCGCACUAUAUACAAAAUCCUUGCACCUGGAGGCAUUUGGGUGAACCUCGGUCCCUUGCUUUAUCACUACAGCGAUGUUAAGGGUCAGAAUAGCAUUGAGCCGAGCUAUGAAGAUCUCAUUAUCAUUAUGGAAAGCAUUGGAUUUGAUAUGUUAACCACGCGCACUGGCAUACGUACUAAAUAUGCACAGAAUCCGGAGUCCAUGAAGCAAAGCGAAUAUCAAAGUCUUUUCUGGGUUUGCCGCAAGCCAAGCCACGAGAAACACCAACAGCACCAACAGGGUAAGGAGCCAGCUGAUUUAAUUAUGCGUGAUAGUAAUGACGAGCACGUUGAUGAAGACGUUAAUUUUGAGAUUGGCGUGCAAUCGAAACGAACGUGAUAUAGUAUAAACAGACAGCAGUUGUAUAAACAAAUGCCAUGUAGACACAACCAUCAGAGCUAACCCACCGUUUCGGCAUAUAUGUGCUUUAUUUUUUUAUAAAAGCAGCCAAUUACUUACGAAUUUU
Messenger RNA from Drosophila busckii, 1450 nucleotides. Its product is annotated as carnosine N-methyltransferase. Gene Ontology annotation, molecular function: S-adenosylmethionine-dependent methyltransferase activity. The transcript has 5 exons. The record is from RefSeq and is a predicted model, not a curated record. Bases 61 to 1323 code for a protein of 420 amino acids. Lineage: Eukaryota; Metazoa; Arthropoda; Insecta; Diptera; Drosophilidae.